AUGUCUCACAUUCCCAAUGGGUUGCCAAGUGGUUCAGAGUCUCUCCAAACACCUGCUACUCGCGUUGCUAACGGCGAGACCCCUCCUAACUGGAUCCCUUGUACCGACCAACCAGUUUAUGCGCGACGCAAACUAAGGAUAAUCUGUAUUGGCGCUGGUUACUCGGGGCUGACCCUUGCCCACAAGAUUGAUCAUGAACUGCAGCUCGGCGAUGUCGUCCAAUUGAAGAUCUACGAGAAGAAUCCUCAGGUCGGCGGAACAUGGUUCGAGAACACCUAUCCAGGUGUAGCUUGUGAUAUUCCGGCUCAUGCAUACACGUUUUCAUUCGAGCCUAAUCCAAACUGGUCCCAUUUCUAUGCACCCGGUCAUGAGAUUGGGGACUAUAUUCAACGAGCGACAAAGAAAUGGAAUUUGGACAAAGACAUCCAGUUCAACAGCCGUGUUACUGAGGCUGCGUGGGAUGAUGAGUUGGGAAAGUGGAAAGUGGUGGUGGACCAAGCUGGCACAAUCAUACAUGACGAAGCCGAUAUUUUGGUCAAUGCGUCCGGCUUUUUGAACAAAACCAACUGGCCUGACAUUGAGGGACUCUCGAGUUUCAAGGGCAAAUUGCUUCACACUUCGACCUGGGAUAACACCUACGACUGGUCAAACAAACGUGUUGCAGUCAUUGGCAAUGGCUCCUCCGGAAUUCAAUGCGUGAGUGCAAUGCAGCCGAAGGUCGCUCAGCUUGUCAACUUUGUGCGCAAUCCGACCUGGCUUUCUGUCAACUUUUGCGCGGAUAAGACCAAAGAUGGGAAUAAUUUUCCCUACACAGAAGAGGAGAAAGCACACUUUGCGGAAGAUAGCGAGGCUCAUUUCAAGUACCGAAGAGAGUUAGAAGCCAGUGUCAAUGCAUUCUUUUAUGGAAUGUAUAAAGGUCACCCGAUGCAAGUGGGAUUGGAAGAGAUAUGCCGGCAGCAGAUGACGGAGCAAAUGAAAGGAUACCCUGACCGAGAACUUGUGUCGAAGAUGCUUUCUCUCGAGUUCAGUCCUGGCUGCCGUCGCUUGACACCAGGGAGUGGAUAUCUGGAGGCAUUUACCAACGACAACGCAACUCUCACAUUCGAUCCUAUUGAGCGUAUCACAGAACUGGGUAUCAAAACGGUCACCGGUGAUGAGCAACAAUUUGACGUGAUAGUCUGCGCCACCGGAUUUGACACAUCCUUUAUUCCACCUUGGAAGAUGGUUGGUCGCCAUGGAGCCACAUUGGAAGAGCGAUGGAAAUAUAACCCCGAGGCUUUCUUUGCGGUCCAAGUGGACACAAUGCCCAACUAUUUUAUCUUCAACGGGCCCAAUUGCCCUGUCUCCCAUGGCUCGCUUCUGACGCAAGUCUCCUGGACAUGCGAUUACAUUCUUCGCUGGGCCAAGAAGAUCGCUACGGAGGAUAUCAAGUCAAUUGAUGUCAAGAAAGAAGCCAUGGAAGACUACAAUGUUUACUGUCAAGAGUUCCUCAAGCGUAUGGUCUGGUCGGAUAACUGUAAGAGCUGGUACAAGAACGGAAAAAGCUCCGGCCAUGUCACCGGGGUAUAUCCGGGCUCGGUUUUGCACUUCAAGGACUGCCUUGAAAACAUUGGAGGGGAGCAUUUCAAUAUUGAAUACCGCUCCAAGAACCGCUUCCGAUUCCUAGGAAACGGUGAAAGUGUGCGUGACCAGCAUGGAGCAGGUGAUUUGGCGUGGUAUAUGGACGAUGUGAAAGCCUCUAUACCGCCAGUUCGAACUACUGGGGUGGUUGCUUACAUCUCUAGUAUAGUGAAA
This is a messenger RNA of Penicillium robsamsonii, 1794 nucleotides long. RefSeq names its product flavin-containing monooxygenase. The annotation marks the transcript as partial. Gene Ontology annotation, molecular function: NADP binding; flavin adenine dinucleotide binding; N,N-dimethylaniline monooxygenase activity. Lineage: Eukaryota; Fungi; Ascomycota; Eurotiomycetes; Eurotiales; Aspergillaceae. The transcript is spliced from 7 exons. The record is from RefSeq and is a predicted model, not a curated record.